GCCAUGGCCAGAAGGGCUUUGAAACUAGCUUCGUUUGCCACUGUGGCUGCUACCACCACUGGUUUAUAUCUGUACAGUAAUAAACCCCUGGAUCUCAAUGACUUUGGAUUUGUUCGAGUUGGCAGAGCAGUCGCCACAACUGCAGUUAUCACAUAUGACUACCUCACUUCCCUGCGGAGUGUUCCCCGUGGGACAGAAGAAUAUGACCAUGUCAAAUCACAGGUGCACCUGCGUUCCGCAGAACGUCUCCGAGAACUGUGCUGUACCAACCGAGGAACUUUCAUUAAAGUGGGACAGCACCUGGGGGCUCUUGACUAUCUCUUGCCGGAGGAAUAUACCCGCACACUUAAGGUGUUACACAGCCAGGCUCCACAGAGCAGCAUGCAGGAGAUUGAACAAGUGAUCUGGGAGGAUCUCGGCAAAGAGAUUAAAGAGUUGUUUGUAAGUUUUGAAGACACACCGUUGGGGGCUGCAUCUCUUGCACAGGUUCAUAAGGCUGUGCUACAGGAUGGAAGGACAGUUGCAGUGAAAGUCCAGCAUCCUAAAGUUCAGGCACAGAGCACUAAGGACAUCCUGCUAAUGGAGGUCCUCCUACUGGCUGUGAAGCAGAUCUUCCCAGAUUUUGAGUUCAUGUGGUUAGUAGAAGAAGCAAAGAAGAACUUGCCUCUGGAGCUGGACUUCCUUAAUGAGGGGAAGAAUGCUGAGAAGGUGGCUCAGAUGCUCAAACGCUUUGAUUUUCUGAAGGUCCCCAAGAUUUACUGGGAUCUCUCAACAAGGCGUGUUCUCUUCAUGGAGUUCAUGGAAGGUGGACAGGUGAAUGACAAGGCCUACAUGGAGAGGAAUGGCAUCAAUGUUAAUGAGCUCUCUCGCAACUUGGGGAAGCUGUACAGUGAAAUGAUCUUUGUGAAUGGCUUUGUGCACUGUGACCCUCAUCCUGGCAAUGUGCUGGUGAGGAAGUGCCCGGCCACAUGCAAGACACACAUUAUUCUUCUGGACCAUGGGCUGUAUCAGACCCUGACAGACAGCUUCCGCUUGGACUACUGCCGACUCUGGCAGGCCUUGAUCAAAGCUGAUAUGAAGCGAGUGCAGAAAUACAGCCGGAAAUUGGGAGCUGGUGAUCUGUAUCCCCUCUUUGCUUGCAUGCUCACUGCCAGGUCCUGGGAAUCGGUCAACAGGGGCAUCGACCGGUUGCCAGUUACAGCUAAAGAGGACAUGGAAAUCCGGACCAACGCUGCCACUUACCUACCUCAGAUCAACAUACUUCUCAAUAACAUCCCUCGCCAGAUGUUGCUGCUACUGAAGACCAAUGAUUUACUGAGGGGAAUUGAGUCAGCUCUGCAAAUACGAGCCAGUGCCAGCUCCUUCCUCAACAUGUCCCGCUGCUGUAUCCGAGCUGAUGCUGCGUUCCAGAGGAGCAAGACUGAUUCACUCUAUAGGAAGGCACAGAUAUCCCUCUCUGAAGCCCUGGGCCUGUGGCAGAUCAACUUUUAUGAACUCUUCCUGCAUUUGAAGGGCUCCUAUCUGGGGAACUGGGUCAUUGCUUUUCUGAGCUGGAUGCACCGCUGCUCAUAGUGACACGAACUGGUGGGAGAAGCUGAGGCCAUUGCUUCGUAGCCUUUCCCAAGUGUAACAAUCUAUCCAUAUUUAUUCCACUGGAGUUUUCUUGUACAACAUGGUGCUGUCCCUUGUUGCCUUUCUUGGAGUCCCACUCUCUCUGGCAUGGAAAAAGGGGGAAAGCAGCACAAGGCAGCAGCUAGAGUUUGGAGGGAGCCAGAAAUCCUGGUUUCCAGACACAGUUCAUGGAAGGUGAGGUGGCUUGGGUAAGGAAGCUUGACAGCUCUCACUUUUGUUGGGGUGGGCGGUCCUCUGGAUGAAGUCCUUCCUAAAGCAAUACAUUUUCUGUAAGUCCAUACAUGAACAUUCUUCCAUGCCACAGAUUCCUUGAUGCAGCUUAAAAGUCUUCACAAAUUAGUCCCCUAAUAUGUUAUUGGUUCCUCAAGUGGUUACUGCAGAAUCCCUGCACAAAUCCCUAUUUCUACUUAAAAAAAUUUGUAACAAAGUGGCUGUCAAGUGGACAAUGGAUGGGAAGGCGAUCCACUGUCUACUGAAUGAUACUCCUGCUUCAAGAAGGCUGAGAAAUCAAGAGUCAGGCAAGGAGACUUCUGUCCUGACUCUGCCACUGACUAAAUGUGAGACUUUGGACAAGUCCAUUUACAUCUCCUUGGCCUUAAUUGCCUGAUUUUAGAAUGGAGGCAGCACUGCCAGCCUGCCCUUGAAGUGGCCAGAGAGAAGGCACUGCUGAAUGGCAAUGUAUUAUUAUCUCCAGAUUCAUUCAUAAGAUAGUGCUGGUCAUGUAUGUGUGUUGCAAAAGUAAAUAAAGAAGGAUACCCUCUAAUGGGAAGCUGAAGGUA
Messenger RNA from Heteronotia binoei (common prickly gecko), 2411 nucleotides. RefSeq names its product aarF domain containing kinase 1 (gene ADCK1). Gene Ontology annotation, cellular component: mitochondrial inner membrane. Gene Ontology annotation, biological process: protein phosphorylation; lipid homeostasis; mitochondrion organization. The record is from RefSeq and is a predicted model, not a curated record. Gene Ontology annotation, molecular function: protein kinase activity; ATP binding. Lineage: Eukaryota; Metazoa; Chordata; Lepidosauria; Squamata; Gekkonidae. The transcript is spliced from 10 exons. Bases 4 to 1572 code for a protein of 522 amino acids.